This is a messenger RNA of Oncorhynchus kisutch (coho salmon), 1381 nucleotides long. The record is from the annotation of a RefSeq genome assembly. NCBI's taxonomy places the organism in Eukaryota, Metazoa, Chordata, Actinopteri, Salmoniformes, Salmonidae.
AUGUUAAAAAUCCUUAUCCCCACACUCAUGCUUUUCCCAACGAUCUGGCUCAGCCCCGCAAAAUGACUAUGAACUACAUCGAUCGCCCAAAGUUUAAUUAUCGCCCUAGCAAGUUUAUCCUGACUUAACUGAUCGUCAGAAGCCGGGUGAUCCUCCUCUAACCUCUAUUUAGCAACUGACCCCCUAUCGACACCUCUACUAGUACUAACCUGCUGACUACUCCCCCUUAUAAUCCUCGCCAGCCAAAAUCACCUCUCCCCUGAACCCUUAAAUCGCCAACGAACCUACAUCUCCCUCCUGGUAUCUCUUCAAAUAUUUCUAAUCUUAGCAUUCGGGGCCACAGAAAUUAUUAUAUUCUACAUCAUAUUCGAAGCCACGCUACUCCCAACCCUAAUUAUUAUUACCCGAUGAGGAAAUCAAACAGAACGCCUCAACGCCGGCACCUACUUCUUAUUCUACACCUUAGCUGGCUCCCUGCCCCUCCUUGUGGCCCUGCUUCUAAUACAAAACGACAACGGAACCCUAUCCAUAUUUACCCUGCAGUACGCACAACCCCUGCACCUUUUAACAUGAGGCGAUAAACUAUGGUGAGCUGCCUGCCUUUUAGCUUUCCUUGUAAAAAUACCACUCUACGGUGUACACCUUUGACUUCCAAAAGCCCACGUAGAAGCUCCAAUCGCCGGAUCCAUAAUCCUAGCGGCCGUUCUCCUCAAGCUAGGGGGGUACGGCAUGAUACGCAUGGUAGUGAUACUAGACCCCUUAACCAAAGAACUAGCUUACCCCUUUAUUGUCCUGGCCCUAUGAGGUAUCGUUAUGACCGGAUCUAUUUGCCUACGUCAAACAGACCUGAAAUCACUAAUCGCAUACUCUUCAGUCGGCCAUAUAGGACUGGUCGCAGGGGGUAUUUUAAUUCAAACGCCCUGAGGAUUUACUGGUGCAAUUAUCCUCAUAAUCGCACACGGCCUCGCCUCCUCAGCACUAUUCUGCUUAGCCAAUACUAGCUAUGAACGCACACACAGCCGAACCAUACUACUAGCCCGAGGGAUACAAAUAGUUCUCCCCCUAAUAACCACUUGGUGAUUUAUGGCUAGUUUAGCCAAUCUGGCCCUUCCUCCUCUCCCCAACCUAAUAGGAGAACUAAUAAUCAUCACUUCAAUAUUUAACUGAUCAUAUUGAACCCUUAUUCUCACGGGACUAGGCACAUUAAUUACAGCAAGCUACUCCCUCUAUCUAUUCUUAAUAACCCAACGGGGCCCCCUGCCCUCCCAUAUUAUUGCUCUUGAACCCACCCACACCCGAGAGCACCUACUUAUUAUCUUACACCUCAUCCCAAUUAUGCUCCUAAUCCUAAAACCUGAACUCAUGUGAGGCUGAUGUUUCU